Nymphalis io (European peacock) is the source of this 1825-nucleotide messenger RNA. RefSeq lists its product as uncharacterized. The record is from RefSeq and is a predicted model, not a curated record. Gene Ontology annotation, biological process: regulation of Toll signaling pathway; central nervous system formation; innate immune response. Gene Ontology annotation, cellular component: extracellular region. The transcript is spliced from 7 exons. NCBI's taxonomy places the organism in Eukaryota, Metazoa, Arthropoda, Insecta, Lepidoptera, Nymphalidae. Bases 157 to 858 code for a protein of 233 amino acids. Gene Ontology annotation, molecular function: Toll binding; growth factor activity.
GUCUCGCCACAAGCACGCACUUACAAGCGAUCUCAUUCACCGGCUUGUCUGAUCCCAGUUAGUAUUUUAGGCCUGCAUCGGCCGCACGUUUUGUCAUACCGAGUUCAAGUGUCGAACAGUUCAUUACGAUUUAAGUGAAUACAACAAAUUUUCAAGAUGUGGGCGAUCGCUUUCGUUUUUAUUGUCAGCGCUAGUCUUCAACCAACAUAUGCAGCAAUCCCUAAGCAUCCAAUGGAAGAAUCAUCGAUUCAAUAUCCUGAACCAAUCAACCAAAAAACUGAAGAAAUCCCAGACUCCUGCAAGGACCUCACAUAUUGUACAGUGAAACCAAAAGAUUACCCAGAAGAUAAAUUCAACGUAAUGUUCAAGGAUUAUAGAGGCAUUCGUAGACAUCGCAGAGGAGCAGAUGACAAGAGCUGCCAUACUCCUAAUUCUCAACCCAAUGAAGCUGAUGAGAAAGCGUUACCUCAACCCACUAUGGUAGUUGAACUUAAGAACCGACAAGGCGAACCCGAUAGCACAGACAACUGCGAGAGUGAAGUGACCUACGAACCCCUCUACAAAGUAAGAGAGAAGAGAGAUCAACCUUGGCGCACAGUGAUCCAAGCUCCCGGUCAAGAUUUCAUUCAACGUGUACGUCUUGAGAGAUGCUUAAAUCCGAAUGCACCUUGCUUUAAAAACCUUUCACCUUCGCAAGAAUUUGUCACAUUCUGCAGCCAAAAAGUCAAUGUAUGGCAGGUUUUGGUCUCCAAGGGAGACAAUGAAACAGAGAUGAUCAAAGCGGAACUGCCGGUGUGCUGCUCCUGUCACUAUAAGGAACUAGAUUUCAAAACCAGAUUCGGCAAACCUAAGAAGUAAGAUAAGAAGAAUUCAUCAGUGUUCAAUUGUAUCCGGUCUAGAAGAAUACUGUAGAGGCUUGUUUUUCAAAAAAAUAUGUAUUCGUAUUUUUGCAAUAAUUUUUCGCUAAAUCUUUUUAUGUAUGUGUCAUAUAUAGAUGUAAAUGCAUUUCAUUACUUGCAUUUACCCAAAUUGUUUUUUUUUGUCUCAUCUAAUUCAUACAGGUUUUAAAUAGGCCGUUACUUUUAUUUAAUAUUAUAUUUAAGUUAAUUUUAGGGACUACGUUUUUUACAUAUUGCUUGAAUUGUAAUAUGAUAUUUCGUCAUUUGUUUUUUUAUUGACUAGGGCUGACAGCUUUGUUAAGGCCUAGCCAGCACUUCGACCAAAAUCUGUGGUUUCAUACAACCGUGACGAGGUUCGGAUUUAUACCGCUAGAUUAAAAAUCACGUAGUGCAAUUUCAGUGUGGCCUUAGAUUUAUUCCAACAACAUUUAUUAAGAUUUGUUCUAUUAGUUAUGAGCUACGGAAAACAUAUACAAUGUUGCACGUGACAAAUAUCGCUUACAUUAUUAUUAUAUAGAAUAUUAAAUUUAACAACAAAUAGAAUAUUUAUUUUUCGCAUUUUUUGUGAUUGUUUAUUUUUUCAUUUCACUUGCCAUAGCAUUUAUUUAAAUAUUUUACUCAUAGAAUUCAUCAAUUCAUUAACUUCUUUAAGCUAUUUUAUUUUUGUUAAAAAAUCAAAAUCGAAGUCUUAUAAGUACUUUUGAAUCUUGAAAUUUUUGAAGAUUAUAUUGAAUAUUAUUACACUGAAAGGGCAAUAAAUGCAAUAGUUAGUUUCGUUAUGAAAUGUCAAACAAGUCCACUAUUUAAUGACUUCGAUUUUGAUUUUGAUGAUGAUGACGUCACAGUAAUUUAAUAUUAACUUAUUCAAAUAGUUUGCAUGCUAUCGACUAGUCAUAUUAAGUGUAUCGAAUAAAUUCAUAACAUAA